GCGUCGCGACCAGCUCGAAACGGUCGCUCCGGAGGCGAAUGUCGCCUCGGUGAGCGCAGCAUGCCCGGCSCCCGCCGCCGCGCUCAUGCCUGCGCGCGUGCUGUUGCAGAGGAACGCCGGCAGCAGCUCCGACGGCACCGAGGACUCGGAUUUCUCCACCGACCCCGAGCACACGGACAGCUCCGAGAGCGAUGGCACCUCGCGGCGCUCGGCCCGCGUCACCCGCUCCUCGGCCCGGCUCAGCCAGAGCUCCCAAGAUUCCAGCCCAGUUCGCAAUCCACCAUCGUUUGGAGCAGAAGAGCCUGUUUAUUCCACAAGGAGAGUAACUCGCAGCCAACAGCAGCCCACUCCCGUGACUCCAAAAAAAUACCCGCUCCGGCAGACCCGCUCCUCUGGAUCAGAAACUGAGCAAGUGGUUGACUUUUCUGAUAGAGACACUAAAAAUGCAGCAGAUCACGAUGAGUCUCCACCUCGCACCCCUACUGGGAAUGCCCCUUCUUCUGAGUCYGAUAUUGACAUCUCCAGUCCAAAUAUUUCCCAUGAUGAGAGUAUUGCCAAGGACAUGUCCAUGAAGGAUUCGGGAAGCGACCUGUCUCACCGUCCUAAGCGCCGCCGCUUCCAUGAGAGCUACAAUUUCAACAUGAAAUGUCCCACUCCUGGUUGUAACUCUUUAGGACACCUAACUGGAAAACAUGAACGACACUUCUCCAUCUCAGGAUGUCCGCUGUAUCAUAACCUUUCAGCAGAUGAGUGCAAGGUGCGAGCACAAAGCCGGGAUAAACAGAUUGAGGAGAGGAUGUUGGCCCAUCGGCAGGACGACAACAACAGACAUGCCACCAGACACCAGGCACCGACAGAGAGACAGCUACGGUACAAGGAGAAAGUAGCUGAGCUCAGGAAGAAAAGGAACUCAGGACUAAGCAAGGAGCAAAAAGAAAAAUACAUGGAGCACAGACAAACUUAUGGCAAUACUAGAGAACCCCUACUUGAAAACCUGACCAGCGAGUAUGACCUUGAGCUCUUCCGAAGAGCACAAGCACGAGCUUCUGAGGACUUGGAAAAACUGCGGCUUCAGGGCCAGAUCACGGAAGGCAGCAAUAUGAUUAAAACAAUUGCCUUUGGCCGUUAUGAGCUGGAUACCUGGUACCAUUCUCCUUACCCAGAGGAAUAUGCUCGCCUGGGACGUCUCUACAUGUGUGAAUUCUGUCUCAAAUAUAUGAAGAGCCAGACGAUACUACGUAGACACAUGGCAAAAUGUGUGUGGAAACAUCCACCAGGUGACGAAAUCUACCGCAAAGGCUCCAUUUCAGUGUUUGAAGUGGAUGGGAAAAAGAAUAAGAUCUACUGUCAAAACCUCUGUCUGCUGGCAAAACUUUUCCUGGACCAUAAAACUCUGUAUUAUGAUGUUGAACCCUUCCUCUUUUAUGUCAUGACAGAAGCUGACAACACUGGAUGUCACCUGAUAGGGUAUUUCUCCAAGGAGAAGAAUUCUUUUCUCAACUACAAUGUUUCCUGUAUCCUGACAAUGCCUCAAUAUAUGAGACAAGGUUAUGGCAAAAUGCUCAUUGAUUUCAGCUAUUUGCUUUCCAAGGUAGAAGAAAAAGUUGGCUCUCCAGAACGACCUCUGUCUGAUUUGGGUCUCAUCAGCUAUCGUAGCUACUGGAAGGAAGUUCUCCUUCGUUACCUGCAUAAUUUCCAAGGAAAAGAGAUCUCUAUAAAAGAAAUCAGCCAGGAGACGGCAGUGAACCCGGUCGACAUUGUUAGUACAUUACAAGCACUUCAGAUGCUCAAGUACUGGAAGGGAAAACACCUUGUCCUAAAACGACAGGAUCUGAUUGAUGAAUGGAUAGCCAAAGAGGCAAAAAGAUCCAACAGCAAUAAGAUCAUGGAUCCCAGCUGUUUGAAAUGGACCCCUCCUAAGGGAACUUAACUACCUGUCACUCCUGAAGCCAGUGAACCCCAGCAGUAGGAAGCACCCUAGGGAUCUCUGUUGUAUCUGUUGCUGUUGUGAUUGGCUGGUACAGUACCCACCCCGAAAGAUCCGUUCCCCUUGGUACUGUUCUGGCCCCGAUCUUUUGUGCGCACCGCAGACGCUGGUUCUGAGGAACUUUAUGUUUCGGCCUCAAUGAGGUUGCAAGGAUUGGAUCUGUAUAGGACCCAAACGAUGCUCCUAGCAGCGCUGGCCCAAGGAGUUCUGAUAUCUGGUACUGUACCUGUCCAGUCACUGGUGUUACCCUCAUGUUCUUAUUCCAAUGAGGUUGUGUUGUCUCUAUAAUCUGGUUGUUUCUUCCUUCAGGCUCCCUCUGUGUAAUGGAUAACUUCUGUGGCUUUUGAACGAGGUCUAAAAAUGCUCGUUGGGGGAAAGUCUGGUUUCCCAACAAGCAGCAGCUUACACUGACUUCAGCAUUUUUCACAAGUCUUGUCUGAUGGACUGGUCCGUUCCAUGUAUCAAAUAGUUUAAUAAGGUAACAUACCACCUCUUCAAGCAGUGAUUUCCGUAUAAUGUAGCAGGUCUUCCCAUAGUUAAUAUUGUACAGUCAGAAGCUUGCAUACUUGUACCCGAGUGGUGUGAUUGUUAGUGUUACCCUGGAGGAGUCGAGACUAAGCGUCCGAGAGCAUCGUAGUCUGAGCUGUUUCAUAGAGUUGUUCUUACAGAGUCUCCUGGAGCAGGUACUGCUCUCUAUUGUUUUAGAGAGACCACUUUGAUUAUAUAUUACUGGUUUGCUAGUUUAUCUGUGGGAGUUGGCGGCUGUUUUUUUUUCUUUUUCCACAAAACCAGUUCGUUCAGUAUGUUUUACCUUAAACGUUUUCCUCAGAGCAGUCUUCYUCAAGUUGUAGGUCUCUUUCUGUUGGAGAGGAUUUUUUUCUCUAUCGUGAAGAGAGAAACGUUAACUUCACACACACUUUUGCUAUCCUUGUCCAAACAGCCACAGAAACCCUGCAGUGCAAAUACCAUCAGUUGUUGGAUUGCCUAUAGUGUGCGUUCUGUGCAUCAGUGGCAGCUCCAGGUAGCUGUGUGGAUGGUUUGCUUCUCUGACAGCGUGUCCUUGUUGAUCUUGGUAAAACGAACGCAAAAUAGCUUUUACCUCCUCUCUCCCAUCAGCACCACCAGAAGAAACCAUCAUACAACAGCUCUUACAUAACCACUGUCCUUGUUCCACAAGUCUCCUAGAUGGUUCCAGGGUGGUGAAAAGUGGGGACUGUCUCGGAGUAGCUAAGGGCAGCAUCACAGAGCGCUGCCCUUCCAAUGCUUUCUCAUUCAGUGGUGUCUGAAAAGAAGCCCGUACCGUGUCCCUGGUAGAUAGGAGCUGUUUCCUGUUAACCACUGACCCUCGUAACGUGGAGGGGUUCUCCAUGGCCCUUCUGAUGGUUGUCUCUGUCUUUCUCUGCCUCCCUAAAAGAACAGGCCACUUUGUGGGCAUUACUGGCUUUUGCUGUCAUGUGCCCUUUGCUCCUGUGCUAACUCCAGACACUCAUGAAACUAUCCGGUGAAGUAGAUCUCUU
Messenger RNA from Nothoprocta perdicaria, 3504 nucleotides. It is a transcript of the gene KAT7, whose product is annotated as lysine acetyltransferase 7. The record is from RefSeq and is a predicted model, not a curated record. Lineage: Eukaryota; Metazoa; Chordata; Aves; Tinamiformes; Tinamidae. The coding region runs from base 86 to 1930 and encodes 614 amino acids. Gene Ontology annotation, molecular function: histone acetyltransferase activity; zinc ion binding. The transcript is spliced from 14 exons. Gene Ontology annotation, cellular component: nucleus. Gene Ontology annotation, biological process: regulation of DNA-templated transcription.